Messenger RNA from Cydia amplana, 4357 nucleotides. RefSeq names its product DNA excision repair protein ERCC-5 (gene mus201). Gene Ontology annotation, molecular function: DNA endonuclease activity; single-stranded DNA binding. Gene Ontology annotation, biological process: nucleotide-excision repair. Gene Ontology annotation, cellular component: nucleus. The coding region runs from base 412 to 4287 and encodes 1291 amino acids. NCBI's taxonomy places the organism in Eukaryota, Metazoa, Arthropoda, Insecta, Lepidoptera, Tortricidae. The record is from RefSeq and is a predicted model, not a curated record. The transcript has 7 exons.
CCGGAAUGAUAGCAGAGGGUCGGCCGAAUCGCGGACUGCGGAGCGCCGACUGAACUGUCAGCCGGUCGGUCGGUCAUAGGAUAGGAUGUGGGGUUACGCAUGGGGCGUGAGAAAAUAAAGUGUGGGAAAGAGUGGGCGUCUCAGCGUAGUAAAACAUUUGAUACGUUGUAGUGAACCAAACACAUAUUUAUGAACGUGAUGCGCCAGUAGCUAACAUUUCAAUUGCAACUGUGUGUGUGAUAAAUACACGGAGUUCACGAAGCGAAAAGGUUGCGAUGUGUGAGGAAGAGACCGACGAUUGACCGGAGAUUCCGUGGGAAGCGACCUAUGUUAUGUGUCCUAAUACAUGUAUUUGUUAGUUAGAGUAUGUUUAUUAAACAAAAAGUGUGUUGUGGAAUUUAAUCGCGUGCGAUGGGAGUCACCGGUCUGUGGCGGCUGGUUGAGCCCGCGGGGAAGCCGGUACCAGUCGAGACUUUAGAGAACAAAGUACUCGCCGUGGAUAUCUCAAUAUGGUUGCAUCAGGUUGUAAAAGGUUAUCAAGAUGCCAAGGGAGCACCUUUACCAAAUGCUCAUCUCAUAGGUCUCUUCCAGCGUCUCUGCAAGCUGCUCUAUUUCAGGAUCAAACCUGUAUUUGUUUUUGAUGGUGCCUUUCCAGAAUUGAAAAAAGAAACAAUUGCAAAACGGCAAGACAGCAAAAACAAGUACCACUCAGAAUCAGAGCGCCUAAAAAGAGAGCUAGCCAUUCUACUCGGCAAGAAAACAGCAAUUGGCAGCUUGUUGGGCAAGCAGAUAUCUCCAACCAAGAGAGCUAAUCCAGUCAAUAAAGAACAAGAUGACAUGUUCAAGUUACCGGCCUUGCCAGAGAGAGAGGAAUCUGACUCGGAGUCAUCAGAUGAUGAAGACACGUCAAGUGGCUCCAUUGUUGAUUUACACUCGGUGGACCUUCAGUCUGACAGUUUCAAAAAGUUACCAGCAAAAGAAAAGUAUGAUCUGCUUAUUGAAUUGAAGGAAACAAGAAAAAUGAACUCAUGGGGUAAACUUCACACAUUACCAAAGAAAAGUGAUAACUUUUCUGAUUUCCAGAUGCAGAGGUUACUGAAGAGAAGAAAAGUACAAGAAUGUAUAGAAGAAACAGAGAAAGAAAUGGGAGAUGUUGGGAUGUCAAUGAAUGAAUUGGAAUCAUUGCUGAAUGAAGAAGGUAUUGACACCAAGAUAGAGAGCUUACCCACUAGACGCAUUGCGUCUAAUAAUAACACUAGGUAUUUACUCAUUAAUAAUGUCAGGGAAGCUUUGGCAAAAGCCAAAGAAAGGAAAGAGGCGGAAAAUAAACCACAGACAAGCACAGAGGAAUCUCUACCCACAGAAAAGCCAGGUAAACAUGAUGAAUUGGAAGAUGAUAUGCAAAAGGCCAUUCAAAUGUCUUUAGAAUGUGCAGACGAAACUAAUACAAGUGGAUGUCAAUCUAAGACUGAUGACUCCUGGACCUCAGUUUUGACAGACACAGAUUACUCAGAUAUGAGUGAUUCUGAAGAUGAACUGGAACAGCCAGACUUGUCCACCGCAAAAGCGUACAUUAUGCAAUACUGUGAUUACACUCAUAAAGCCAUUGAAAAAAUUGUUACUCGUCGAUCAAAAAGUGGGAACACUAAAUCAAAGGCACCAGAAGUAAACCAAAUAUUGAAAGAAAUUAACAGUGAAAAGUCGAUAAUUGCUGACAUUGUAGAAUUAUCUUCGAGUGAUGAAGAAUCACGACCAGAAAUAAUUCAUUCCGACAAUGCAGAUAAAAAGAGUAUUGAUAUUGAGAAUCAGAGAGAAGAUACACAGGAUGAAACAAAUGAGAAUGUUGAAUCUACUCAAGCAUCAGUUAUGUUUGUUGAAAAUACUGAACCAGAUGUAAUAUCUUUAGACUCUGAUAUUGAAGUGCCUGUUGAAGAAAAACAGACAAUGAAUGAAACAGACAAAAGUUUUAUAGUUCGUGAUUUAGAGUCUAGUGGCGUUGGCGAAUUAGAUGAAGUACCUGAUGAACUCUUGAAUCAACCAGUGAAUCCCAUGAAAGAAAAUAUUAAUACUAAGCAUCUAGAGUCUAGUGAUACUGAUGAUGAGUUUGAAGAAGUACCUAAAGUAUUAAAUGAAACAGUUAAUACCAUGAAAAAAAGUGUUAAUGCUAAGGAUCUAGAGUCUAGUGAUACCGAUGAUGAGUUUGAAGAAGUACCUAAAAUAAUAAAGGAAACAUUGAAUACCAUGAAAGAAAGUAUUUAUUCUAAGGAUUUAGAGUCUAGUGAUACUGAUGAUGAUUUUGAAGAAGUACCUGAACUAGAAGAUAAGUCACACAAGCCUGUCGUAGAACUUACGCUAAAUGUGGAUGACAUUCCAAAUGAUGAAGAUGAUAUUUUUGCAGACGUUUUUUCACCCAUUGUUAAUUCCAAUAGUAUUAAGAAACCUGUAAGCAAUACUUUAGAAAAUAUUGUUCCAAAGAAGGAACCGACUGACAGUACGAUUAUAGCCCAACCUAGACUAAUGCCAAUGGAAAAUACCACUCAACAAAAGAAAGCGACGGAAGAUGUAAAGCAUGAUCAACAAGAUCUAUUUACAGAUGAAGACGAUGAACUACAGAAAGCCAUACAAAUGUCGUUAGAAUGCGUUGAGGAAUCUAAUACAAACACAAAAGUAGUAAAAGAAUCACCAGCCAGUGCACAACCCAACAAACAACAUGGCAAUGAAGUCAGCAUAGCUGACAAACAGGGUUUUAAAGAGAAUAUAACCAAGGAUCUAGUUUGUACAGAAAAUGGCAAAUCUGUAUCUAAUCCUGUCUCCGAACCAAUGACAGCAGAAUCAUCCUCGCUUAUGCAACCACAGAAACAAAAUAAUGAUAGGGUAGUCAAUAUUGAAAGCGUUCCCAAAAACAUUAUUGACACUAACGAUAAGGAAUCUAACAAAGAACUUGUUAAUAACGAUAAACCGGUAGAACCAAAUAAACAACCAAAAGAACCUUUAACUACUGAACAACUGAACUCAAUGGUAGAAGAGAUUCAAAGUGAGGAACAAUAUUUGAACCAAGAAAAAGGCAGACUGGAUCGCAUAGGAAGGAAUAUCACUGAACAAAUGACAAAAGAGGCCCAGGAAUUAUUGCAAAUUUUCGGUAUUCCGUACAUUGUUGCGCCAAUGGAAGCUGAAGCUCAGUGUGCGUUUCUAGAAAGUGUCAAAUUGACAGAUGGUACUAUUACCGAUGACAGUGAUAUUUGGCUAUUUGGAGGGCAAACGGUUUAUAAGAAUUUCUUCAAUCAAAAGAAACAUGUCUUGCAGUAUGUCUCAGAAAGGAUCGAAAAAUCUUUCAAUUUGAACAGGGAGCAGUUGAUAUUGCUGGCGCUCUUGGUCGGGAGUGACUACACAACAGGAGUGGCUGGCGUCGGCCCAGUGACAGCCAUGGAAAUUCUAGCCUCCUUCCCUUUCAACAAGAAGCAAGUGCUAGCAGAAACUUCCAAACAAGUCCGCUACGCGAAGCUGUUGGAUGGCCUGAAAGAAUUUAAACUAUGGGUUAAAGCAGGAAAGAGGACUGAUAACACAAGUUUGAAGAAGAAACUGAGAAAUGUUACUCUGUCAGAGGACUUUCCAAGUAUUCGAGUGGUUCAAGCAUAUAUGGAGCCCAAUAUCGAGAAAAGCGAGGACAAAUUUACUUGGGGCGAAUUAGACAUAACUGUGUUAAGAGAUUAUGCAAAAAGUAAAUUUGGCUGGUCUCAACAGAAAUUUGACGAGAUUAUCAAGCCUGUGCUAGCAAGAAUGAAGGAUAGGAAAAAUCAAAAGACGAUCCAUGAUUAUUUCAAAAGGAGAAUAGAAUUCCAAACAUUGGAAGAUCAAAUGAGUAAGAGAGUUAAGGCAGCUGUGCAGAAAAUGGGUCCAGAAGGACAAAAUGCCGAGGCAAAUCCGACUGAAGCAGAAACUGCAAAAACUACUAAGAAACGAAAGAAAAUUGUUAGAACUUCAACGGAAAAUGAAGCUGGGCCUUCUAAACCAAAACAAAAGAAAAAAGAACAAGGUCCUAAACAUGUCAAAGUAGUCGAAGUUAAAGAUGGCACAUCGGGCAUAGAAAUCAACGUACCAAAGACUGAUAGAUACCAAGAGAUUAUUCCACAAAGAGAGAAAGAUAAACAGCAUCUGCUUGAGAAUAAAAUGAAAGCUAUUGAGAUCUUCAGGAAGCCCACAAUAGACCGUAAGCGAAAGCCCAAGAAAAGGAAGCCUAUUUUGCCAAAAGAUAAGGCAGAUUUAUCCGAGAGCAGCAGCAGUGAUUGAGUUUGUUUUUGUUAUUUUUAUGUGGCAUGUUACUUAUUUAUAAAGGUAUAGUAAAUAAAAAAUAUUUUUU